Molecule: messenger RNA, 1281 nt
Organism: Zingiber officinale
Lineage: Eukaryota; Viridiplantae; Streptophyta; Magnoliopsida; Zingiberales; Zingiberaceae
Exons: 3
Coding region: 1-1281 (426 amino acids)
Source: RefSeq, a predicted model, not a curated record
AUGGAAGUAUAUGUUGACGAUAUACUCAUCAAGUCCCUCCGAGAUGCCGAUCUCUAUGCAGACAUAGAGGAAACUUGUCAGAUGCUCCGCGCAUACGAAAUCAAGCUGAACCCGAGCAAAUGUUUCUUCGGCGGAAAGGGUGAAAAAUUUCUCGGUUAUAUCGUCACCGAACGGGGCAUCGAGGCAAACCCCAGUAAGGUAAGGGCGUUGCAAGAUAUGUCGCCGCCAAGGAGUCUGAAGGAAGCUCAGCACCUCACCGGUCAUAUAACUGCCUUAUCUCAGUUCAUCUCCAAGUCUGUCGACUGGAGCCUUCCUUUGCUCAAGAUACUGUGCCGAGCUACCAAGUUCCAAUGGGAUGAAGAGUGCGACCAUGCAUUUGAAGAGCUAAAAGCAUAUCUAAAUUCCUUGCCUGUAUUGGCUAAACCAACUGCCGGCGAGCCGCUUCGCAUUUAUUUGCCCUCGAUCGAGCACGAUGUCGGCUCGACGUUGGUAUCUCUGGUGGCGCACAUCGACCGAAUGGAAGAACUCACCUUCCCAAACCAUUGGAGGACACCGCUGAUAGAAUUCUUGCGAUCGGGAACUACGCUGUCCAAUCAGGAGGAAGUCCACCUAUUGAGAAGGAGGGCAGGAAGAUUCAUGCUGAUUGGGGAUCAAUUGUACAAGAAAGCUUUCUCCCGACCCCUACUCAAAUGCGUCGGGCCAGAGGACAUCGACUACAUUCUGCGGGAGGUGCAUCAAGGAACUUGCGGAGGACACCCAGGCGGUCGGUCAUUGGCUAGAAAGAUACUGCUGGUCGGAUAUUUUUGGCCAACCCUCCAAGCAGAUGCCGCUCAGACAAUGUCCACCUACUUGUCCUACCAGAAGUACCACAGCCUCUCGCACCGAACCACAGAGGAGAUGAAGGCGGCCAUAGUAUUCUGUCCGUUAGACCAGGGGGGCAUGGAUAUAGUGGGGUCCUUCCCCAUGGCGACCGGCCAACGAAAGUUCCUGCUCGUAGCAGUAAACUACUUCUUCAAAUGGGUCGAGGUCGAGCCGCUCGUGAGAAUAACCGAGCAGAUGGCGAUCCGCACGAUUCCAAAGGAGGGGACGGGAGUGAUCUCGUUUCACUUGGUUUAUGGUGGCGAAGCAGUCGUCCCCGUUGAAGUCGGAGUUGAAUCCGAUCAGGUGCAGCAGUAUAGCGAGGACAACGCCGAGCAGAGACUCCUGGAGCUGGACUUGGUGGAUGAGGCGCGCGGCAAAGGAGCCGUUCGGCUGACAACCUACCGACAGAGGAUGCGCUAG